AAGUAUUUUGCCAGGCUUCCCCCACACGAGGCAUGUUGGGACUAGCUGGAUUCCCUGGCUGCAUCUUCUGUGGUUGGGACUCGGCACUGCUCACAAUCCACAAAUCCAAUCGUACAAAGACGCCAGCAUCAAGGCCUCCAUUUAGUAGAAACUUAGCCAGGUGCUAGAUUUUAUUGCAAAGAAAUGUACUUAGAGCUAUGCAACAUAGAUACACACAUAAAUAUUGUUUUCACUCCAUUCUGCCCCUGUAUUUAUGGGCCCAGCUUUCUCAUAGCACCUAAAGACAAACCUUCAAAAGGAGGAAUUUGUUCCCACCAUUUAAUGAGGUUUACAUGUUAUCCCUGCACCAUGUUGCCUGGCAGAUUCCCUCCUCUGAUAGAACAGCAACUCCAUCUUUCCUGUAAAAGCAACAGAUUUUGAAAAGCAGCUCUAAAAUAAGGUAUCUUCAUCUGCAAUCGUGUGUGCCUACCACAGAACUGCUCAGUCCAUCCUGCAUCAUCAGUUUUCACCAUUUAUGAUGUACCUGACAGCCGCAAAGAAGCUAGUCACUCUCAAAUGUUCAUCUAAGUACCCAUUCCCAUACUGUGAUGCUGAAAUGCUGAAUGAAUGAAAGGGUUCUGACAGACCUUAGCAUUUGUUUAUUUUGGUCCAUAGGAAAUCGCUGCUAGGAAAGAGACCUCUUGGAGGACUUUCGGAAGGAGUGUUCACAGCCUGUAUUUUGUUAAGCCACUAACAGCCAUCUGGCUAAAAUGCAGCAUCUGGGAACUUUCUGAAAUCAAAUGGAAUUUUAAAAGGAGCAGUGAGAGCAACUGUCCCCUUUUUCCUCCUUCCUACACAAUGAGCAAGUUGAAAAAAAAGGUGUUUCUUUGCACAAGUGGCCAAAUGCCUUGCCACAUGAUAUUUGGCUUGGAAAAAUUUACUCAGAAAAAGACAGGACAAGACAGCAGAAUAGCAUGCUAUUGAGGCUUCAGGAAGCUGCUGAGAUGUAAAUAAUUGGAGCCUGGAUGGAGAUGCUGGGGACCAUCCCUACAAAGAGCUACUGCAGGCCACUGGUAGAAGGAGACAUGUGUUGUCCCUUCUGGGCAAUCACUGGGCUGCAGCUGAGCCCAGUUGCUGUCUCUGGAUCCACUCUGCUCACCUUGCGAGGGUACUGUAGGGGGGCUGGGAAUAACAAGACUGUCUCAGAAACAUAACUGAUUAACUUAGCCCAAGGACUUACACAGGGCCUAGCUCCUUCUUUUACCAUCCAAACAAAAGAGCAGCCAAGAUGGCUUUGUCUUCACUGAAACCUUUGCCUUUUCCAGAAAUAAAGAUAAGACAUUUGAGAGCUGGCUUUUUAAUUUUUUUUUUUUUUUAAAUCUGUUUUUCAGGAACAACAUGACAGAUGGCAAUUAGAGGAGAGAAACCAUAAGUCAUGGGCCAGAGAAGAAAACGCGUUACAAAAGGGAAAGUGGGCCAUGCAGAAAAAGCCUGGCUAAAAUAAAUAAGAUGUAGGGGAUAUAGUAGCAUCAUUAUGCCUUUUUCCAGGAAAUGAUCUGACCGAACCAGACCCUAUCUCUGGCCUAUCAGAAACAUAAACUUGCCCACUUCCUCCCCACUGGGAGUAUACAAACAGCUUCCCAAGUGUCAGCCCUUGUCCUCCUUCAUGCUCAUGCUCAUCUCAGGGGCCUUGGCUCUGAAUUCUGAAAUGCUUCAAAUAUAUCCUUGUUGCUACAGAGAGUUUAGGAUAGGAAAGACCCAGGAACAAAGGAGAAACAGGAAUUUAUGCAUUAUCAUGUUCCGUGACUGGUAAAUAUCUUUCAAUAAGUCAUCCAAUGAGGCAAAGAGGCAAAGGUUGAACUGCAGCAAUCCACUCCAGCCAGCCAAUGCUUUUUGCGUUCAUGAAACAGUGAACGCAGAAGACGGUACCGGGAGAAACAGGGAAAGAAGAGUAUCAGCUUAAUCAGAAACGGAUUUUUUCAACAACUCACAGCUCACCAUGGCUCGCUCUCACUGGCUCCUCACUUCUGUGGUCUUUCUUCUGUCCUUCAUAACAUGUGUUUCAGCACAGCAACAAGGUAAGCUCUUGCAGGAGGUCCAUGACCACAGAGGAGUAACCCCUGUGGCAGCAGGUUGCACUGUUAUAGGCAGGAGAUUUUUACACUCCUACUCUGAGACAGCUUUGUCCAACAACCUUCUCUCCAAUGGUAACCAGAGGCAUCUCAGGUCUCACCCAACUCUGUCACAAUGUGAAUCCCUGGGCAAUUUUGUGUCUCAUUUGUGUGUUUUUCCAGGAUGUUCUGUCAAUAAUACACAACCAAGAGUUUAUGAAAAUAACCCUCCUGGCUACGUGGUGACCACAAUCCAUGUAGAACCAGACUUCAUUGUAAUGAUUGAUCCUAAUUCCCCCGAUGCCAGUUUUUUCACUAUACGGGGGUCUGAGCUGCAGCUGAACCGAAGCGUGGACUAUGAGAAAGACACCUUGUUGCUGGUGGACCUGAUUUGUCAGAACACUGCUGGGCAGAGAGAUUCUUUGGAAAUUCUUGUGACCAUUCUCAACAUGAACGAUAACAGCCCAGUUUUUAAGCAAAUGAAUCUCACUGAAGUUGUUCCUGAGGAUACAAAAGUGAAUGCAACCAUUGUAGCCCGUGAAGAUUUAAGCGCUACUGAUGCUGACCUGGACACCAUCUCUUACGAACUCACAACAAUAGUGCCGGGCACAGAUGGUUAUUUUGCCAUAAAAGGAGUUAAUAGCCCAGAAAUUUAUUUACAAAAAGCUUUGGACUAUGAGAAAUUUAAAUUUACGACAUUGGUCUUGUAUGCAAGGGACAGGCCUGUGGGCAGCAUCGACACCACCAACACAGCUACCAUAACAAUAAACAUAUUUAUUGAACAAGCUGACACCAAAUCACCCUGGUUCCUACCCUGUACCUUCAUUAACAUGGAAAAUAACAUUUGCAUCAGCAGCCCCUAUACUGGGAGGAUCAAUAUCUCUGAGAUGUCGACAGAACCACUCAUCCUAGAGCCGGGGCCUAUCUAUGCUAUUGAUCCUGACUACACUUUAAAUGAAAAAAUCAUGUACAGUAUUGUUGGUGGGAAUACAGACAAUGUCUUCUCAGUGGAUGCAGACACAGGGAAUCUAACUAUGAACAAAGUAGCAACUUCCCCAGACUCAUACCUACUGCAAGUCAUGGCCACCCAGGUCAACAACAUACAGAAAUACUCCAUAGUCAGUGUAGAGAUUAAGGUCAUCAAUAAAAGUGAUUAUCCACCAUUCUUUGAGAGCAGGAUCUACUACGGGACUGUAUUUGUUGGUCUGGCCCCGAGAAGCUUUGUCUUCCACACUGGUGAUACUUCAAGCCCCCUGAUGAUAACAGCAGCGGAUGAUGAUUUCCCUAAUAAAGUCAACCCAAACAUUGAGUACUACAUAAAAAACAGCACCGAUUUCAUUGCAACCAAAGAUGGACUCAUCCUGACAAAUGUGAUGCUGCAGUCACCAGGAACUGUAACCAUCGAGGCUGUUGGAAAAGAUAUGGUGAGCCUGCAGGAGGCGAGCACAGUAAUCGUGGUGGAGGUCAUCCUUGCUGCAGCUGUAACCUCCUCUGAUAAGAUACACAGUGCUCAGGAUAUGGCUAUCUUAGGUGGUACAUUAGCAGCACUGCUAUUAAUUGCCUUAGUCUUCCUUGGAGUGAUGAUAUAUAAACAGUAUGGAAAACAAGUCAAAUACAUGAUAAGGAAAAACUUCUCCAGGGAAAUCUCUGGGGGUUACCACAACGAAUCUUACAAGCCAGAUGAACACCCAGAUGUGAGCACCAAACAGCAUGAGACUUCAGAAAACAGCAGUGUCCAGUCAACAACACAUGUGCUAGAGCAGCCAGCACUUCCCUUGCCCUCUUCCAAAGCAGAAGAAAUUGAUAGCCUCCCAAAGGCUUCUAUAGCUUCCACCAUCAUCUUUGACCAGGAAGAGAAAGAGGAAGAAGUGGAAGAAGAGACUGAGCAUGAGAAAGUGAAGUCUAUCCUCAAGACAGACAGGCAUGUGGCAGAUGAUGGUUACAAAGCUGUGUGGUUUAAGACCGAUGUGGAUCCAGAUGCUGGAGAGAGGGUUGCAGUGAUUGAGGACAAUGCAGCAGAUGGUGAUGAUGACAGUGACCAAGAUCUGCAGAACGAUGAGGAGGAGCAGGAAGAAGAUUAUGACAAGGACUAUCACCACAGAGGUCUGGGAGUGUCCUUUGCCUCAGAGAGCUCAUCACUCCCAGCUGCAGAAGUGAUAGUCAACACAUCUCGCACAGAUGCAGUGACAGAAGAUGACAGUGACAUAUAAUGGAAAUAGACCUGCACUCCCCUCCCCAAAAAUGGGGGAAUCUCAGCUGCUUUGCUGACAUGAAGCCCAUCUUUCUGCUCAGGGGGGAAACUGGAAUGCAGGAGGACAAGGUUGCCUGUCCUGCUUGUCUGAAUGCAGCAAUUAAAUCUGGAAGAGAUUACAGCUAAUUCAACAUUUUAGUGAGACCUUGAAAUACCACUUAGGAUUUGGGGGGGCGGGAAACACAUAUCUCAUCUCUCCACCUUCCUGCCUGUUCCCCCUGGGGCCCCUUACAUCACAUUUCCCAAACUGGCUGCAGGUAGAGCAGAGAUGUAGCUGAACUGACUUUGAAGCAGUUAGCCCAGCUCACGGUAGCAAUUUAGUUACAAGACCCAGUGUUCAUCUUCUCUUGGUGGGUAAAUAAGUCAGCACUGACUGCUUGGCUGUUCCCUUUAGGGUGUUACAGUUUGAUACCAGCUGCAGGGUGUAACCCAGCGCAAGUCACCCUGGCCGUGCAGUUGCUCAUAUGACUGUAUCCAGGAGCUCACUUCAGGGCUUGGCUCUGCUCUCUGCUGUGCCAGACUCUGUGCUCCCAGCACAAGCAGCUGGCAUGUGCCAACAUGGUCCUCGUCCUGCCAGCAGCCGAGUGUUUACAUGCUCAGGAGCUGCUGUUUCCUCUAUCACUGGUAAGCAAGGACUGAUCACAUGUUCUUUACUGAAGGACUUUGUCAUCAAUUUUUCUAUGUCAUAAAACCACUAAUCGUGCAGUA
Aquila chrysaetos chrysaetos is the source of this 5049-nucleotide messenger RNA. It is a transcript of the gene CDHR5, whose product is annotated as cadherin related family member 5. The transcript is spliced from 13 exons. Lineage: Eukaryota; Metazoa; Chordata; Aves; Accipitriformes; Accipitridae. Gene Ontology annotation, biological process: multicellular organism development; homophilic cell-cell adhesion; calcium-dependent cell-cell adhesion. Gene Ontology annotation, molecular function: calcium ion binding; cadherin binding. Bases 1979 to 4300 code for a protein of 773 amino acids. Gene Ontology annotation, cellular component: catenin complex; membrane; adherens junction. The record is from RefSeq and is a predicted model, not a curated record.